ACGUCAGAGAUUUGCUUUACCGACAGAACAUACGCCAUUUUGCUAUUACUGAAAGAAAAGUGCAUUAUCUUUCGUCAACAAUGUUGAGUGAAGUGAAAUGUUUGUGUGAUUUUUGUGGAAAAUACGAUGUGUAAGGCCACAUUUAUCCCAACUGAAAAAAAAUAGGAUUAUGGACGAACCCAACGAGGACCAUAGGGUCGUUCCCGAGCUAUACUUUUUGAUAGCCAAAUUUCUGUCUGGGGGACCACUGAAGGAAACUGCGAAGACUUUACUAAAAGAGCUCGAGAGUGUCGAGGUGCUGCCUCGGCGUCUCGACUGGGAGGGACGAGAGCACGCCCAAUCGUACAAUGAAUUGGCAUCUCAGUAUGCGGAUAUGCCGUGGUGGCGGCUGGCGGCGGUGUGCCAGCGCGCGCUGCAGCUGGCGCGGGACGCCGCCCCGCCGCCGUCGGCGCCGCUCGCCAUCACGGCCGCCGCUGCCGUCGCCGCCGCCGCCGCCGCGCCGUCCGCCAGCGGCGCCGCGCCGCCGGUGGUGGCGGCGGGGGCGGACGCGGUGAUGCGGCUCACGGCCCGGCUGUCGCUGCUCAGCGAGACGCUCGUGCGGCCGAGGCCUAUAUACGCGUCGCACAAGCAAGAUCACAGUUUGGAAGCUCACAUUGAGCGAAGGGGAUGCCGUAGAAAUCUUGCUCCGUUUGCCCUUGGUUCCAAAGAGCGGAAUUUUGCCCCCCCAGAAUACGCAGGGCAGCCCGAGCGUGGUUGCUCGAGAGAGGAUUCUCCAGCAACAUGGUUACUGGUACCUCCCUGGGGUAUGUUAUUUUUUUUUAAUUCCACUGCCAUGGUUGCGACGGUGUGGUUGUACUGUGGUGCAGUGCGGCGGCUGGCGGCGCGCGAGCUGGGCGGCGGCGCGGCGGCGGCGGCGGCGGCGGCGGGCGGGCCGGGCGGGCGCGGCGUGUUCCCGGCGCGGCUGCUGCGCGGGCUGCAGCUGCAGCGGCGCACGCUGGGCCACCUGUCGGCCGUGUACUGCCUGGUGUUCGACUGCACGGGCCGCUUCGUGGUGACGGGCGCGGACGACCUGCUGGUGAAGGUGUGGGGCGCGGCGGACGGGCGGCUGCUGGGCACGCUGCGCGGCGCGGGCGCCGAGAUCACGGACGUGUGCGCGUCGGCGGACGGCGCGCUGCUGGCCGCCGGCUCGGUCGAGCGGCUGGUGAGGGUGUGGACGCUGCGGACCGGCGCGCCGCGGGCCGUGCUGGCCGCGCACGCGGGCACGGUCACGGCCGUGCACUGGGCGCCCGGCGGCCGCUGGCUCGCCUCCACCUCCACCGACGGCUCCGUCGCCUUCUGGGCCUGCGCCGGCGGCAGCUUCGCCGCGCAGCCCGUGCAGUACGUCGAGCGCAUGCGCCCCGGCGCCUGCCACAUGAUCUGCGCCGCCUGGUCCGCGGGCGGCGCCUUCCUCGCCGCCGGCAGCGCCGACCACCACGUCAGGGUGUACGCGGUGGGGUCGGAGAGCGGCGACGGCGGCGACGGCGGCGACGGCAACCCGCGGCGCGUGCUGGAGCUGGCGGUGCACGAGGACGCGGUGGACAGCCUGGCCUGGGCGCACCGGGGGCUGCGCUUCGUGUCCGGCAGCAAGGACGGCACCGCGGCGCUGUGGGUGCUCCACGCCACGCAGUGGCGCCACCUGCUGCUGCAGCCCGAGCCCAUCGCCGCCGCCUUCUCCUCCACCGCCGACCGCGCCAAGCGGCUCAAGGUGACGAUGGUGUGCUGGGACAACAGCGACGCGUACGUCAUGACUGCCGUCUCAGACAACACCAUACGGGUGUGGUGCGCGGUGCGGGGCGUGCAGACGUGCGUGCUGCGCGGCCACGCGGACGAGGCGUACGUGCUCGAGCCGCACCCCUUCCUGCGGGCCGUGCUGCUGUCCGCCGGACACGACGGCCAGCUGUUCGUGUGGGACGCGGAGGGCGGCGAGGUGAUAGCGCACUACCACAACCGCAUCGAGGGUCAGGGCGACGGUGCGAUCUUCGACGCCAAGUGGGGCAGCGGCUGCACGGUGGCGGCGUCCGACUCGCACGGCCACCUGCUGUUGCUCGGGCUCGGCCAGGGGCACCGCCUGCUGCGUCAGCUGCCCACCGAGCUGUUCUUCCACACCGACUACCGGCCGCUCGUCCGCGACGCACUGGGCGGCGCCCUGGACGAGCAGACGGAGACGCCGCCGCACCUGAUGCCGCCGCCCUUCCUGGUGGACGUGGAGGGCGCACCACACCCGCCCGAGCUGCAGCGGCUGGUGCCGGGCCGCGAGAACCUCGCGCUCAGCCAGCUCAUCCCGGCCACCGAGCGCAGCCGCCUCGACGCCAUGAUCCUGGCGUUGGCGGGCGAGGAGGGCGGCGGCGGCGGCGGGGGCGGCGGCGGCGGCGUGUGGCGCGGCGAGGGCGUGCGGCACACGGCCGGCUCGUGGCAGCGCGGCGACCCGCUGCUGGUGCCCCCCAGCGAGCGGCCGCUCGUGCCGCCGCUGCCGGCCUCGCAGCUCGCCGCCAUCCGCGCCACCGCCGCCGAGCUCAACCAGAUGGAACACGCCUGGUACCGGCGCGAGAUGCGGCGGCGGCCCGUGAUGAUCAGCACGGCGGGCGCGGCGGGCGCGGCGGGCGCGGCGGGCGCGGAGGGCGCGCGGCGGCGAGCAGGCCGGCGGCCCCCCCCCGCCCCCGCACCACCGUCCGCGCCCGAGACGGACAGCGACACGUCGGACGAGUCGGUGCGCCUCUCGGGCUCCGCGCACUCCUCGCACUCGCACGCCUCCAGCCUCGACUACACGCAGUCCUCCAGCUCGGAGUCGUCGCAGUACUCGGACUGGGAGGCGGGCGCGGCGCUCGCCCCGCCGGCGCGAGCUCGGCGGCGCCCCCUGCCGACCAACAGGUACAGCCCGGCGGGCGCGAGCGCGAAGCGGCCGGCGGCGCGGGCGGCGGCCGCGGCGGCGGGGGAGGCUGCGGCGGCGGCGGGGGAGGCGGGGGAGGCGGCGGCGGCGGCGGAGGCGGCGGAGGAGGAGCUGCCCGAGGCGUUCCGGCCGGGCGAGUGGCUGACGGCCGUGGCGCCGCGCAAGGCGCCCUACCACCCGCAGAUGGGCGACGAGUGCCUCUACUUCCGCCUGGGCCACCAGCGGUACUUCGAGGCGGUGGCGGAGAAGGACCUGUACAAGAUCAACCCGCGCGACAAGCCCUGGGAGCGGACCCUCGUGCACGAGUGCGAGCUGGUGAAGGUGGUGGGCAUAAAGUACGUGAUAAAGCCGCCGCGCGUGGUGUGCCUGAAGCUGGCGUGCGUGCUGGAGGGGCCGCGCGGACGCAGCUUCACGGUGCGCUACCACGACAUGGCGGACGUCAUCGACUUCCUGGUGCUGCGCCAGCAGUACGAGCUGGCCGUGGCGCGGCGCUGGGCACCCGCCGACCGCUUCCGCUGCAUCAUCGAUGACAGCUGGUGGACCGGCGUCGUGGUCGAGCGCAGCCUGCCACCAGCGCCAGCAGCUAGCAGCGCACCUGACGCGGCCAUGUCCCCCGCCGCGCAGUUCUCCGCCACCGCCGCGCCGCACUUCCUGUCCAUACGGGUGCGCUGGGACAACGGGGAGGUGGAGCGGCUGUCGCCGUGGGACCUGGAGCCGCUGGACGAGGCGCGGCUGCCGGCCGAGCCGGGCGGCGCGGUGGCCGUGCUGCCGCGCGAGCUGGACGCCGUGCUGUACCGCGCCGCGCCGCGCGAGUGGCCGCCCGACGGCGACCGCGCCGCCGCCUGCCGCACCAUCGCCACGCACAUCUCGCAGGUGAUGACGCUGUCGGUGGCGGAGCCGUUCGUGGCGCCGGUGGACCUGCAGCAGUACCCGUCGUACGCGCGCGUCGUGCCCUACCCCAUCGACCUGGCCACCAUCCGCGCGCGCUUCGACAACAUGUUCUACCGGAGGGCGGCGGCGGCGCAGUUCGACGUGCGCUACCUGGCCUCCAACGCAGAGCAGUUCAACGAGCCGCACGCCACCAUCGUGCGCCAGGCGCGCCUCGUCACCGACCUGCUGCUGCACAUCAUCAGCUCGUGGCCGGACGUGGACGUGGUGGGCAAGUACCACGAGCUGGCCGCCUCCUACCACUCGUCCGACGACGAGCCGCUCGCCGCCGCCGUCGCCGCCAAGGUACGCGCGCGGGUUCGAUUCCCGUGCAAUGCCAAUAUUAGUAUUUUGUUUUCAAUUUCCCAAAUUUUCAUUCAAGUUGUCGAUGAAACAUUUAAGAUAGGAAUUGUGUGUGAAUACAUAGUGAUUUACCAAAAUUACAUCACAACUGGUUCGGAAAAAAUAUUGAGGGUAGCCAUUUAUGAAUAUUAUUUUUUUUAUUUAUUGGAGAAGGUGGAAAGAUGUGGUUUGUUUGCUUCACAACAACCAGCCGAAUGGAUUCAAGGUGAUGUUGAGGUUGUGGCCAACAAGAGGAGGAGGAGAUGGAGAGUGCCAGGUGGCGGCGGCGGCGGCGGCGGCGGCGGCGGCGGCGGCGGCGGCGGCGGGCGCGAGGCGGCGUGGCGGGCGCGGUGCGCGGCGCUGCUGCGGGAGCUGGCCGCGUCCGCGGACGCCGAGCCCUUCCGCCAGCCCGUCAGCCUCGACAUGGCGCCAGACUACCUGACGGUGGUGUCGUCGCCGAUGGACCUGGGCACGGUGGCGGCGCGGCUGGCGGCGGGCCGCUACGCGCGGGCCGACCAGUUCGCGGCCGACGUGCGCCGCGUGUUCGCCAACAGCCGCCUCUACAACACCAACAAGCGCAGCCGGAUCUACUCGAUGACGGUGCGGCUGUCGUCGCUGUUCGAGGCGCUGUGGGCCCGCGUUCCCCAGCCGAGCCGGCCCCGCGCCCGCGCCCUGCCCCGCGCCCGCGCCCGCCCGCGGCCGCGCGCCCGCGCCCGCCGCCCGCGCCGCGCCACCAGGGCCACCAGGGCCACCAGGGCCGCCGCGCACGCGGCGGACGCGUGCUCGUCGGCGGCUGCGAGUGCGGGUGCGGGUGCGGGUGCCGGUGCCGGUGCCGGUGGCGGUGUCGGCGGCGGGCAGCCGCUGCUGCGCUCGGGCUCGAGCAGCUCGUCGUCGGAGCCGCUGGCGGCCACCUCGCGCCGCGUGCACCGCGCCGCCGCCGCCCGCGCGGCACGCGCCGCCCGCGUAGCCCGGCUCGACUCCUGGGACAGCGACGCGCCGCUAGACGCGCACAGGAAAGGCAAGGGCGUCGGCAAGAAGAGCAAGAGCAGCAGCAACAGCGCCGAGCCCGCACUCGCCGCCACCACCGCCACCUCCACCUCCGCCGCCACCACCAGCGCCGGCAGCACCGGCCGCCUGCGGCUGCGGCUGCCGUACGUGUCGGACCCCGAGGCGGAGGGUGCAGAGGAGGCGGAGGGCGCGGAGGAGCGCAGGAGGAACGGCGGCGGCGGCGGGCGGCGGCGCUCGUCGUCGUCGUCGGCCUACUCCAACAUCGAGGUGGUGGAGGAGGAGCUGGCCGAGGACGAGGUGGAGCUCACCUACGACGACGCGCCCGCGCACCAGCACCACCAGGCCCGCAAGCGAGUCCGCGCGCCGAGCACAGCCAGCGGCAGUGUGGCGAGCGUGGCGAGCGUGGCGAGCGCGGCCAGUGUGGGCAGCGACUGGACCGCGCGCCGCAAGCGGCCGCGACGGACGCGCGAGCGGUUCAGCGAGCAGUGGUCGUCGGGCUCGUCGUCGUGGUCGGAGGAGUCGGCGGCGGCGGCCGGCGCCGAGCGGCGCUACGAGUCCGACCGCUCGUACCGCCCGCGCUACUCCACCGACGACGACGCGCCGCUGCACCUCUACAGACAACGACAACAGGGCAGCGACGAGGAGGCGGCGGAUGGAGAGGAGGCCGGCGCCGGGCCCUCCUCCGGACGGCGGAGACCCGGCCGCAGUCGGAGCGGCGGCGUGUCGCUGCGGGCGCGGCGCAGCCCGCGGCGGUACAACGAGGACAGCGAGGAGGACUCGGCCGCCGCCAUCAGCAAGCGCCUGCAGCACCAUCAGCGCCACCAGCAGCGCCACCACCACCUCGACACGCGCCGCCGCCGGCACGCUGCGCAGGCGCUGGGCGUGGCCUCGAGUGUGGCGAGCAUGGCGAGCGCGGCGAGCGCGGCGAGCGUGGCGAGCGUGGCGAGCGUGGCGGCCGUGGCGAGCGUGGCGGCCGCCAACGACGACCACAACUACUUCAACGGACACGCGCUCGCGCACCGCCACGCCGCGCGCCCGCUCAACGGCAACAACGGCGCGGGCUCGGCCAGCAGCGGCGGCGGCGGCGGCGGCGGCGGCGGCGGCGGCGGCGGCGGCGGCGGGGCGCCGGUGUCGAUCUCGUCUCGCGGCCGCGUGCGCAAGCUCACGGCCAAAGCGCGCGGCCUGCUGCGCGACUAGCGCCGCCGCGCCACCUGGCGGCCGCGCCGUGUGCCGUGUGGGAUGACUGUAACGACUCCACGAACCGAUGGUUAGUGAUAUUAGACGUGCAGACAGACACAUGUGGCAAACGACACUACGUCUGUGUCG
Messenger RNA from Galleria mellonella (greater wax moth), 6529 nucleotides. RefSeq names its product bromodomain and WD repeat-containing protein 3 (gene BRWD3). Lineage: Eukaryota; Metazoa; Arthropoda; Insecta; Lepidoptera; Pyralidae. The transcript is spliced from 35 exons. Gene Ontology annotation, cellular component: nucleus. Gene Ontology annotation, molecular function: protein binding. Gene Ontology annotation, biological process: regulation of cell shape; regulation of transcription by RNA polymerase II; cytoskeleton organization. Bases 170 to 6400 code for a protein of 2076 amino acids. The record is from RefSeq and is a predicted model, not a curated record.